GCCGGGAACGCGCGCCUCCCGCCCUCGCGCCGGGUCCCGCUCGGUCUCUCAGAGCCGCACAAUUCCCGGAGCUGCUGCCACGGCGGUCGCCUCGGCCGCGGCUCUCUAGCUUCGAGGCUCAGCCUCGGUCCUUCAGCGCCGCGUCCCGGCGCCUUCCCCUCCCUCCGCCACUCCCCCUCCCUUUCCCGCCCUUCUUGCCCACCCGGCCCGCCGAGGGAGCCUGGAUACGAAGCAGGUGGGCUUGAGAAAGGGGUUGGAAAAAUGGAGGUGCCGCGCCUGGAUCAUGCCCUCAACAGCCCCACCAGCCCCUGUGAGGAGGUGAUCAAAAACCUCAGCCUGGAGGCCAUUCAGCUGUGCGACCGGGACGGGAACAAGUCACAAGACAGUGGCAUAGCAGAGAUGGAAGAACUUCCUGUACCACAUAACAUCAAAAUAAGUAAUAUUACAUGUGACUCAUUCAAGAUUUCGUGGGAAAUGGAUUCAAAAUCAAAGGAUCGUAUUACACAUUAUUUCAUUGACCUCAAUAAGAAAGAGAACAAGAAUUCCAAUAAAUUUAAACACAAGGAUGUUCCAACAAAAUUGGUGGCAAAAGCUGUCCCCUUGCCUAUGACUGUCCGUGGACACUGGUUUUUGAGCCCAAGAACUGAAUAUACAGUAGCAGUACAGACUGCCUCAAAACAAGUUGAUGGUGAUUAUGUUGUAUCUGAAUGGAGUGAAAUUGUAGAAUUCUGCACAGCAGACUAUUCAAAAGUUCACCUAACACAGCUAUUGGAGAAAGCUGAAGUGAUUUCAGGACGUAUGCUUAAAUUUUCUGUUUUUUAUCGUAACCAGCACAAAGAAUAUUUUGACUAUGUUCGAGACCAUCAUGGGAAUGCUAUGCAGCCCUCUGUCAAAGAUAACAGUGGUAGCCAUGGCUCUCCUAUCAGUGGAAAAUUAGAAGGCAUCUUCUUCAGCUGCAGCACUGAAUUCAAUACUGGGAAGCCACCCCAGGACUCACCUUAUGGAAGAUACAGGUUUGAGAUUGCAGCAGACAAACUUUUUAACCCCAAUACUAACUUAUACUUUGGGGACUUCUACUGUAUGUACACUGCUUAUCAUUAUGUGAUUCUUGUUAUUGCCCCUGUGGGAUCACCAGGAGAUGAAUUUUGUAAGCAGCGCCUUCCUCAACUAAAUUCCAAGGAUAAUAAAUUCUUGACCUGUACAGAAGAAGAUGGGGUGCUGGUUUUCCACCAUGCCCAGGAUGUAAUUUUAGAAGUCAUUUACACUGAUCCUGUGGAUCUUUCUCUGGGCACCGUGGCAGAAAUCACUGGUCAUCAGCUCAUGAGUUUGUCUACUGCAAAUGCAAAGAAAGAUCCCAGCUGCAAAACCUGUAAUAUAAGUGUUGGACGUUAAUGCCCACUUUUCUUACUCUUACCCAGCCCCUUUUCUUCCCUUAGGAACAUUGAUCCUCUGUUGUCCAUUUUCAUCACCAAAUGUUUUCCACUGAAGCAUGCAUAUGCCGCUAUCACCAAAAGCAAACUACCACUUUUCAAAUUUCAUUCAGAGCCAUUUUAGUGUUUCCUAUUCCCUACCUUUCCCACUAUUUUCAAUGAUGAAAUAUCCUUUUUCCUUUUGACACUUUAUUGCCUAGAUGCUGCAAUGUUUUUAUUUUUCCUUUAUGCCAAACAUAACAGUUAUAUAGACCGCUUUAGCAAAAUACGAAAUAAUGGCUUAUAAAUGGUGUUUAAAUAUACAUUCAUUUUAAUCUACUGAACAAAUAUUGGGAUAACUCCAAACCGCAUGAAAGGUGUAAUUGCAGCAUGAGUUAAAUCUUGAAGCCUAGAAUUGUCAGCACUUCCAACUUGUUGUUUGACAGUGUUAUUUAUGUUAUUUAUAUUAGCUAACAGGAAACAACUACUGUGUUUCAACAUAAUAAAUAUAAUAGAAAAAUAUUUUAUUUGCAUUGUAUAAAAUAUUUACAAUCAUAUAGAAUAUAUAGAGUUACAUUUUAAUAGCAAUUGUAUACAUGUCACGAAACCAUUUCCCUUAUCAAAGAUGUAAUUUGUAAACCUCAAAUAGUUGUGUAUCUGUCCUGUUACAAGUAGAUGUCUUCAAUUAAACAAAUUUAUGAAGGA
Otolemur garnettii (small-eared galago) is the source of this 2114-nucleotide messenger RNA. It is a transcript of the gene PHYHIPL, whose product is annotated as phytanoyl-CoA 2-hydroxylase interacting protein like. Gene Ontology annotation, molecular function: protein binding. Bases 262 to 1392 code for a protein of 376 amino acids. The record is from RefSeq and is a predicted model, not a curated record. Lineage: Eukaryota; Metazoa; Chordata; Mammalia; Primates; Galagidae. The transcript has 5 exons. Gene Ontology annotation, cellular component: cytoplasm.